Molecule: messenger RNA, 618 nt
Organism: Lathyrus oleraceus (garden pea)
Lineage: Eukaryota; Viridiplantae; Streptophyta; Magnoliopsida; Fabales; Fabaceae
Exons: 1
Coding region: 1-618 (205 amino acids)
Source: RefSeq, a predicted model, not a curated record
AUGGACCCUAAAGAGCAAAACCAGACUAUGUCAAGAGAUGAUAUUGACGUAAUGAGAAACCAGUUGAACCAACUCAUAGAGGUUAUGGUAGCUUUGGCAAAUAGAGAGGACAACAUUCAACGGACUGUCGUCACUGGAAAUGUCAUUCCACCUCAAGUGAACAAUCGAGCUCAACCUCAGCCUGUUCGGAUCCCUUUUGAGAACCCUGCUAUACAAGAGCAUCACAUUAUCCAAGAUGGACAUUACUCACCUCAUGAUGCAAUUAAGUAUCAUAGUUUUACAUUCUCAGAGCCAAAUGACCAAGGGGCAAUCUUGGUGAGGAAGACCAAGAGACCAGAGGUUAUUGAGAUUGUUGAAAAGUACCAUGUGCUGAAUGAAAGACUGGAAGCUAUAGAGGGGCAUGAUUAUUAUGAUCUGGAUACUUUAAACAUGUGUUUAGUGUCUGACCUGGUUUUACCCCCGAAAUUUAAAGUACCCCACUUUCAGAAGUACAAAGGGGAUAGCUGCCCAAAACGCCAUUUGGUGAUGUUCUGCCGAAAAAUGACCUCCUAUGCUCUCGACGAAAAGCUAAUGAUUCACUAUUUUCAAGACAUUUUGAGUGGGGCAUCAUUGAGUUAG